CGCCCAGGCCAAGUCGGUGUCGGGCCCGAGACCGAAAGGUCACUAGUAGAGGCUAGAGUGUGCCGUGGGGUUGACCUAUCACCUCCAACGCGAGAUACGUGCUCAGCUCGCAGCCGCGAACGUCAAGUGCAAGUCCGUGAACGCACACCCAGGAGUCCGCGAUCUGGUGAACUGGUGAACUGUGAACUCGACGGUCAUGAGUGCGUGAGUGACGUGGAACCGCCGACGUCGCCAUGGCUCUGGUGGCCAGCUCCUGGCGCGAGUCCUCGCUUGUGAACCCCAUUCCCACCAGCUUGAACUCGCUGCCCAACGGCCUCAACCCGCUCCCGCCGACCGCCAACCUGACCGCGCUGCCCGCCAACAUCAACCCCAUCACGCUGGAAAACCCAGAUCUUGCGCUUGUUAACCGGCAAACUCCCUCGCAGAACUCCCAGAACAGCGCCACCAGUGCCGACAAGAACCAGAACAUCGAGUGCGUUGUUUGCGGGGAUAAAAGCUCGGGGAAGCACUACGGACAAUUCACGUGUGAAGGUUGCAAGUCAUUUUUCAAGAGGAGUGUUCGAAGGAAUCUAACAUAUUCGUGUCGAGGAAGCAGGAAUUGCCCUAUCGACCAACACCACAGGAAUCAAUGUCAAUAUUGUCGCUUAAAAAAAUGCAUGAAGAUGGGAAUGAGGAGAGAAGGAAAGAUCGAUUUCUGGUCGACAUCUUCAGGGCAACGUCGUCGGCCGAGAGCGACCGUCCAGCGAGGUCGAGUGCCCCCAUCUCAGCCAGCUCUUCCAGGUUUACCAAAUCAAUUUCUCAACUCCACUGAUUCAGUAACCUCCUCUCUAAGUAACCACACUUACCUUAGUAGUUACAUUUCGUUAUUACUAAGGGCAGAGCCUUACCCCACAAGUCGGUAUGGCCAAUGCAUACAAGCUAAUAAUAUCAUGGGUAUCGACAAUAUCUGCGAAUUGGCAGCGCGUCUCCUUUUUUCGGCAGUCGAAUGGGCCAGAAAUAUUCCAUUUUUUCCCGACUUACAAGUCACAGAUCAGGUUGCGUUACUUCGAUUAGUAUGGUCAGAACUGUUUGUUUUAAAUGCUAGUCAGUGUUCUAUGCCACUUCAUGUGGCACCACUGAUAGCAGCAGCCGGUUUACAUGCAUCACCCAUGUGUGCAGACCGAGUUGUUCAAUUUAUGGAUCACAUUAGGAUAUUUCAGGAACAAGUAGAAAAAUUAAAAGCGCUUCAUGUCGAUUCAGCUGAAUAUUCAUGCCUUAAAGCUAUAGUCCUAUUUACGACUGAUGCCUGUGGUUUGAGUGACGUGGCCCACAUCGAGUCCAUCCAGGAGAAAUCUCAAUGCGCUCUGGAGGAGUAUUGUCGAUCGCAAUACCCCAACCAACCAACGAGAUUCGGCAAGUUACUCCUGCGACUCCCCAGUUUACGGACAGUCAGUUCUGCGGUUAUAGAACAGUUGUUUUUUGUAAGGUUGGUAGGAAAAACUCCUAUUGAGACCUUGAUAAGAGACAUGUUACUCUCUGGAAGCUCGUUUUCGUGGCCGUACAUGUGAUACUUGAAACUAUACUAGGUGUACUAGUCAACAGUCGUACGUAGGUAUAUUUUUUGGAAGCGGCUCAACACAAAGACUUCCUAGUGAUAACCUAUGAUAAGUGUUUCCGGUGGCAGUGAUACUCCACGAUAUUUCUUUCAAGGGACAAUGCUGAUCACUGAUCACUUGAUCAGGCAAUAAGCGAAUCACAUAUCAAAGAAGUAAUCAACCUGAUAUCACAUUGCCAAAAAACUGAGUUAAUGCUCGGAUCAAUACAUGUUCCUUUUUAUAUAACGAAUCAGUUAAAGUGGAAAUAUAAUUACUUUACCACGUAUAUAAAUGUGUAUUAGUAAUACAGGGUGAUUCUUUUAGGGCCUACAUUAGAAAAUUUUUAACUUCCAAUGUAGUUAUGGCUUUGAAAUUUUGUAUACGAUCCAAAUCGACAAUUUUGAGCUCAACUGAAUUAUUUUCAAAUUCAGUUGAACUCAGAAUGGCCGAUUUGGAUCGUAAACAAAAUUUCAAAGCUCUAGCUGCAUUAGAAGAAUCAGCCUGUAUAUUUUACUGGAAUUUGUAUCAUAUGUAAAUACGUAGGUUUUCUCAUGAGAGCGUUAUUAUUGUUUUGAUUUCCCCAAUUUAGUCAGUGUUCACAUUUGUUUUUUAUGGUUUAAGUAGUUGUUUGUUAUUAGUUGUUAUCACGAUUGUUGUUAUGACUUUUCACUUAUUUUUUAUAUUUAUCUUCUCUUAAUACGAUAGAUGGCCAGUUUUUGUAAAGUAUUUUACUUAAUUCAAAAAAUUCGUACUUAGACUGUCAAUCUUAAACAAAUCAAAAGAUCAAAAGCCAUACGUUGAUUUAAGUUAAGUUUCUAAAUAUAACUGUCUCCUGUUUUAGUUCCCCAAAUAGAAUAGUUUUUAGUGCAAUUUUACUUUUUAAAUACAAAUGUUUUACUCACUUAUUUAUUGAUAUUUCUUAUAAAACGUUAUGUUUAUAGUCCUAGAAAUAUAAAAAACGUGAAUUAGAAUAUAUUUGGCUUUCAACAAAGGCCAGUGCCAAUAUCGAUUAUUAGUCGAUUUUAAUCAUAGUACAUUUAUUCGGGAUUUCUUUAUGUUUGUAAGAAACCGUGUAUAUAAUGAAUAGUAAAAUAAAUAUGACUGUAUUUAUA
Tribolium castaneum (red flour beetle) is the source of this 2686-nucleotide messenger RNA. RefSeq names its product seven up (gene svp). Lineage: Eukaryota; Metazoa; Arthropoda; Insecta; Coleoptera; Tenebrionidae. The record is from RefSeq and is a predicted model, not a curated record. Gene Ontology annotation, biological process: anatomical structure development; regulation of transcription by RNA polymerase II; cell differentiation. The coding region runs from base 234 to 1547 and encodes 437 amino acids. Gene Ontology annotation, molecular function: nuclear receptor activity; RNA polymerase II cis-regulatory region sequence-specific DNA binding; zinc ion binding. The transcript is spliced from 7 exons.